Messenger RNA from Emiliania huxleyi CCMP1516, 1122 nucleotides. RefSeq lists its product as hypothetical. The record is from RefSeq and is a predicted model, not a curated record. Lineage: Eukaryota; Haptophyta; Isochrysidales; Noelaerhabdaceae. Bases 1 to 1122 code for a protein of 373 amino acids. The transcript has 3 exons.
AUGACUGUCUUUGUGAGUGGCAACGCCGCCUUACAGCUGGCCGUCCGGGAAAACACGACAUACAUCUACCUGCAGCCCGGCGCGAACGUCAGGCUCAGCCAGUCUCUCGUCCUUGACGGAGUAGACGUCACCAUCCGCAGCUCAGGCAGCAUCACUGGCGCCACCAUCGACGGCACCGAUGCGCUGGACAGCCUCUUUAUCCUGAAAAACAAGGCAACGCUCUGGUUGGAAGGGCUCGUCUUGGCGAAUUGCCAGGCGGAAGCUGAUGGCGGUGCGGUCCGCAUGGAUGAUUCAAGCGCGAGCUUGCGUGACGUUCGCAUACAGGACUGCUACGCUGGGAACUCUGGCGGAGCCAUUUCCGCCGCCAGAGGCAGCUUGCGACUGGAGUCGGUGGAGAUAACGCGCUGCAGCACUGAGACUGGUAUAGAAGGCGAGAACGCCCAGGGCUUGGGCGGGGCCAUCAGGACUGUCAAGGUUCCCCAGGUGGAGCUGAGCGAGGUCAACAUUACCGGCUGCAGCGCAGUCAAGGGUGGGGCUCUGCACAUUGACGGUGGGACGGACAGCGAGACCACACUGAACCGGGUCCGUCUCGCAGACAGCACUGCCACCGAGGAAGGCGGCCUCGUUUACAUUUCGAGCGGGCGCUUGACGCUGGAGAACGGGACCCUGCUGGAGAGCGGAACGGCAAGCCAAGGGAGCUCGAUCGCAUUCAGCGGCGCGCCCGAGGCGGUCACGGCGCAACGCAGACUCGCCUCGUACUCCGGAGCGGCAGGCCAGGAACGCUUCGAAGAGGCGGUGAGCACCAUCCUCGCUACGGUGGGGGCCUCCGUCGAAGGCGCCUUAACAGUCGAGGUCAAGGAGGACCCAAAUCCGACCAAGGGCGGCUGGGUCUCUCCCCCAGUUGUGAUCCCGACCUUGGUUGGAGUGGUUCUUCUACUGGUUGUUAAUCUUGUGGCGUACCUUUGCUGCACAUGCAGCUGCAGCAGGAGGAAGAGCCCGCGUUGUGCUUCCACGCCCGGCAUGCCAAGUGACAGGAUGUCAAAGAUGGAGCCCGAUGGCGUCGUGGACGUUGAGUCUGUCGGACAGGCGCCAGGAGCUUCCAUUUACCAGGCAGACCUCUAA